Spirodela intermedia is the source of this 2817-nucleotide messenger RNA. The record is from the annotation of a GenBank genome assembly. Lineage: Eukaryota; Viridiplantae; Streptophyta; Magnoliopsida; Alismatales; Araceae.
AUGCAGAGAGGCGGUGACGGAGGAGGUGGCGCCGCCGCGCCUACUGGCUGCUUCAAGUGCGGCAGGCCGGGUCACUGGUCGCGGGAUUGCCCCUCCGGCAACACUGCGAAUCCAAGCCCUGGUUUGAGCUCCAGUUCCAAGCUUCCUCAGGGAAGUAAGAGGCUAUUUCCAGGGAAAGACAAGGCUGAUGGUGCCGGUUCUUCGAAUCCCGCCGCCGAGAACAAGAAGCCCCCCAGGACGCGGCCGAAGCUGACGCCGGAGUUACUCCUCUCCGACGAUGGGAUCGGCUACGUUCUCCGCCACUUUCCCCGAGCAUUCAAGUGUCGUGGCCGCGGACACGAGGUAUUCUUGAGAGUCAUUUGGAUCGUGUCCUUUAAUGCGGAUGAUGAGCCGUGUCACGUUCCUUGAUGCGGUCGUGAAAUUUGAUAUUGUUGAAGCUUGUGGAUUCUCUAUUUGUUCCGUAUUGUAGGUUGACGAUUUGGGAAGGUUAAUUGACCUAUAUGCGGACUGGCACUCCCGCUUGAUUCCAUACUACUCAUUCAGUCAGUUCGUUCAGAAAGUGGAGCAGGUCGGAGCCUCCAAGCGUGUUAGGGUGAGCGUCAACGUUUCUUGGUCAACUGCUGUUCAUUUUUUAAACGAAGUCAAACAACAUUUCUACGACGAAUAUCCCAAGGAUUCACGCUCGGAUAUCCACAACAUUUCUUUAUUUAGGAUUCUAACACAGAACGGGCGGCCGUCGGUGAAAUGAGGGAAGAUGUUUUCUGUGAGAAGUAAAAGAUAAUCACUGACGCAGAAUUAUUCCUUUCUACAUUACUAGGGAUGCACGAUUUUUUGCUUGUAUUCUAGUAGUGUGAUGUGCUUUUCGCUGUAUGGUUCUGUACAUGUUAUUUAGUUUGCAGGACAAGCGUGAUCGAUGACGUAGCCUGUAUUUUAGUCUAUUCAUGCCUUUGCGCAGAAAAAUUAGAAAGAACCAUGUAUUCGCUUGACAUCAACGAAAUAGAAUCGUGAUAUUACCUUGAAAACAUGAAAGAAUGGCUUAUAAUUGUGGACUGCGUUUCAUUAUCUCAUACUUUGAUGUUUUGCGUCCUGUUUCUCAGAGAUGUAUUGAUGAAUUGAGACAAAGGAUUGCCGACGGUGGGGAUCCAACAAAACUGCACGAACCACCGACUGCACAAGCAGUUCCAGAUCAGGAGCCUGGUAAUUUUAUUUGCCAUCUGAUUUGCAAUGCAUGGUUCAAUGAAUUAUUCAGAAAAUCUGACGAGAAUUGGCGUUUUUGAGGAAAUCAUUAUACAUUUUGCAAACUUGACACACAUACUGUCACAUCGCCCAUUUGAAUAACAUUUUUUCACGAAUGAUGAUUGUAAUGAUGAUCAUGAUAAGAUAAAACUGGAGGGGACAUUCAAACGCCAAUUAUUCGUUUCUAUUUUUGCAUCUUACACGAAUGAACUCUUAGAUAUCCUCCAGACUUCGGGAUGGCAUUCUAAUUAUGCUCUACUGUUCUUACGAACUUGAUUGCUUUUUGAACAGAAGAUGGAGGUGUGCGAAAAGUGGAUCCUGCUUUUGAUGAUUCGGACCCACCGUUAGAAAGUGGUGAUAUAGAUGAUAAUCAAGAAGAAAUGAUUAAUGAGGUAUACCACACGGCUACAUAUGUAAGUUCCAUCUCUCUUCCUUGUCUAUAUAUGUAGCCUUCUCAUUCGUGUAUCAUGUGAACUUGGUCCCAGAGUGAAAGAUUAUGCUGUCAGAGGAAUACUUAAACAAUUUUUUUGACCAGGUUUUCGGUUACCAUUUUAAAUUUCUUUAGAACAUAAUUAAUGGCAGGCGUAAUAAAGAUUUAUGAACGAUAAUCUCUGAAGUGUUUUCUUCUAAAAUUCAACGAUUGCUGGUUUAUAAACUAAAUUUUUUGUAGGGAUAAUAGCAUAUGAAAAGGAUACCUGCGUAGGCUUGUUGCUGCCACUGGGAUCUGUCUGCUCUCGCGACAGUGACUUUUGUAGUCGUUCCUUUUCUUAUUUGUUUUUUUCUUCCAGCUCUCCUUCUCCAUGAAUAGAUUUCGGAGUUCCAUACUGGUUUCUAAAUGGUUAUCUUACCGUUUUUGCGGAUUGCAGGGCUUUGUUGACGUACGAAUGGUCUUACUUUCCCGCUAAUUUUUCAAAUAAACAGAUAAUAACUUAUUUGGUAGCAUUAGGAGAAAAUCUGUUUGUACAAUUUAAACGCUUUUCAAAGGUAACCCAUCAGAACUCUGGUAGCUAAGUGAGAUUCUGAACCCAGCUCCACCACAGAUGCCGUUCAAUCUCCUACAUGGAAGAUGAUGAUAUCGUUGAUUCAUAUGUUCAAUCUCGACUAAUUCUUCCUUGAUUCAUCUGUUCCUGCUCAUUAUUAUUUUCCAUUCUAAUUUUUGGGCGGAUUUGUCCCUGAAAAAAUGAUGAUACAGCUUAAGUCAGCCCUUUCCCGCUCUAAUCCCCGUACAAUGCUCACAGUUCUUCUCCAAGAUUCUCCUCAUUCGAUGCAUGCAAGAAUCACUAAUUUCUCUCUUCUUUUUUUUUUGGAAACUGAUUUGUCGUCAGAUUUGAUGCAAUAAUCAUUUAGUUUCAUCUCCCGCAUCAGGAACCCUCCCACCCUCUUCAUCGGGGAUCUCAGGGUUCAGCCGCUUCUGAAGGGAACCCAGAGAUCUCCGCAACGUUGGCUCUGUCGACCGACCAAGGGACAUCUGAGAAGAGCGAAGCCGAGAUCACGGAGGAGCAGAGAACUAGGAUGGAGGCCAACAGGGUCAAGGCCCUGGAGAGGGCCGCGGAGAGAUCUCGCUCUCUGCCUGUCCUCUGA